Molecule: messenger RNA, 2296 nt
Organism: Populus nigra (black poplar)
Lineage: Eukaryota; Viridiplantae; Streptophyta; Magnoliopsida; Malpighiales; Salicaceae
Exons: 7
Coding region: 386-943 (185 amino acids)
Biological process (GO): GPI anchor biosynthetic process
Cellular component (GO): glycosylphosphatidylinositol-N-acetylglucosaminyltransferase (GPI-GnT) complex
Source: RefSeq, a predicted model, not a curated record
AAGUAACCGGGCCGGUUUGAUUUUGUUUGCCAGCGCAUCGCACCCAAUCCUAUUCCUUCCCCUCUUUCGUCUUUGAUUCUUCAUCAAAAUCACACUUGAACAUCUUCUUCUUGUCAAAUCGAGAGAACACAGUUUGCACAGGUGCAGUGAACCGCCGGUUUAACCACUGAUCCUGCACCUCCGGGGACUCACUGUCCGAUAACACUGGUCGUCACAGCACUUCAAUUCAUCGGCAAUGACACAUCCUUUCUGACCGAGGAGGCAUGACAUGCCGUCGUUUUGAAUCUCAGCCGUUGCUCAAAUCCAUUGAUAACCACUUCUCUUCACAAAAAGUGGAACUGUAUAACUAAUCAUGAUUUAAAUCACAAAUAUAAAAAGUAAAAAAAUGACUGAGUUUUCGAUUGCUAAUCGGAGAUAUGGUUACCUACAUGAACGGAAGUGGCCUUCGGAAGCAAUUGAUAUGCACCAUGUUAUGGUGAGGAAGAGUAAUGGAAAGGGUUUCUUCGUGUUUUUUUCAGCUCUCAUCGUUCUCGCAAAUGCUUCAUAUCUCUUCCUAGUCAAGAAUAAAUCAAUCAGCGCUCUUUUGUGGAGCUUUUUUUUUAGCGCGUUCCUUGUCAAACUAAUGUUUUGGAAGCGUGUCAUGAAAGAGUCUGUCAUGGUUAUGCCAACUUUUGGAGUUCAACUUGAAACACACUAUUUGAGUGGAAGAAUUGUCCGUCGCUUUGUUCCUAUUGGCAAGAUUUUGAAACCUAUGUUGCUGGAAUGUGUGUCGCCAAUUACUUGUUACUGGAGCUUGUCUCUGCUUCUGCGAGGAGAAGCAGAACUAAUGUGGGUUUUUAAGGAAUUACAACCUCCUGUGAAGAUGUUGAUCCCUAUCUGGAAGGCCUUGUGUGAUGCUUCUGGCAUUAAAGAAGGCUCAGACACCUUGGAGGAUGUCAGCUAAAAAGAUGAGAUGCACCUAGAAGUCAGCGGAGGACCAUUUGCAGUAAAGCAGGUCUUAAGAGAUGAUGCUUUAUCUUAUCCUCUAAAGCAGGAAAAAAAAGACCAUUAGCCAUUCCUACUCACAAUUUACUUCAUCAAUACACUAUCAUUUCACGAGGGCCAUUUUUCACUGCAGGGAACAGAUUGGUGCUCACUUUUUAAGCUACCUCAAGGAAUUCUGUACAUGGAGAUAUCUUCAGGUUUAAUAUAGCAUACUCUUUCAUACUGGGUAAAGGAACAUAAAUUACCAAGUUUGAUUGCUGAGUAAUUUUAAUGCCAAACAAAAUCAUGAUGUUUCACUGGUGUCUCAACACUCACCCUUAUAGGCUGUGUUUGUUUUUGUACUCAAAAAGAAUUUUUGAAAGUUUUUUUCUUUAAAUUAAUUUUUUUUCUUCAAAAACCUUUUUUAAUACGAUGAUAUUAAAAUUUAAUUUUAAAAAAUAAAAAAUAUAUAUUAUUUUGAUGUAUUUAAAAAAAAUUAUUAUGAAAAGCAAUUGCUAUUAUAAUCUAUCUUAAAAAAAUACUAUCAUAGAAAAUAACCUUUUGAGGCUGGUUGAUUGAAACAUAGUUAUUGAACAUGAUUAUGAUGGAACAUAUUAACCUUGACUUGGAAUUGAACAUAAUCUAUAGCAAGCUUGAAUCUUUGCACAGGAUCCAUGAAAAUGGUGUGGGUCUUCUCCGUAAGUUGAGGAAGCCAUAUGGCUAGACAUCAAUAUGAACAUAGACGACAAACUUGUCUUAGUACGAUUGACAUUGAAUAGACUCAUCGAACGGGCAGUUCUGACCUAAUAUCAGAGAUAAUGUCCUACAGGUGAUCCCCGCUCUCUCACGUUUGCCGUGCAGAUACACACCAAGGAAAUUUACAGACAUCUUCCCCAUCAAUGUCGAGGCAUGAGUGUUAAUCUCAUUUUGUGAGAAUUGAGUGUUGAACUGCUGAUCUUUGAGUUAAUGUGACGUGAAACCACAAGGUGCUUUGAAUAGAAACAUGGCAGUCUCCAUCUAUCAACGAUGUUGCCAAGGGAGAAGACUAGGCUUCCUUAAAGAGCUCUUGAUGCUUAGUACGCUUUCCAUCUCUCCCUCUAUAGGAGACCUCAUCGGGAGAUGAGAACAAUUUGUUCAAGUGUUAAAUGGCCUAGAAUAAUAGAGUUUCUUUUUUCACUAGCAUGCACGGUGUCGAUGUUUGGGACACGACAGCCAAUGCCGGCCGAAGAUUUGCUGACGAUCAUCUCUCUUGUAACUUGUAAGCUUGCAUUGGCUGGCUAGGAUGUUUCUGCAGUUCAUUUUCUUAUAUAUUUCGGUUUCAACUUGGCCAGGA